Messenger RNA from Necator americanus (New World hookworm), 279 nucleotides. RefSeq lists its product as uncharacterized. The record is from RefSeq and is a predicted model, not a curated record. The transcript is spliced from 2 exons. Lineage: Eukaryota; Metazoa; Nematoda; Chromadorea; Rhabditida; Ancylostomatidae. Bases 1 to 279 code for a protein of 92 amino acids.
AUGGGAGACUACGGAGAGGGGGGUGAUUCCGUCCAUUUCUUCCUAAUUGCCGUAAAAAACGGCCCGGAAGAUACGGCUUCAUUCGUUUUGGCGUACCAUUUCGUACAAGAGUCUCCCAUCACGUAUACGAAUACUCCACCUGAAAUCUGCACCACCUCAGAUUCGUGGGGUGAUGCCUUUAAUGUCGCGACAUCCCAUCAGGAAGAAAAAGAAGGCUCUUCACUCUUCACUCAAACAAUUAUCUAUCCACUAAAAUUCAACACUUUUUGGUCGAGUUAA